UGGCUGUCAUUGAUGAGAUUCAAAUGAUCAAAGAUCCUGCCAGAGGAUGGGCUUGGACGAGAGCUCUUCUUGGCUUGUGUGCUGAGGAGAUCCAUGUGUGUGGAGAAGCUGCAGCAGUUGACUUUGUCACUGAACUCAUGUACACCACUGGUGAAGAGGUCGAGGUACAUAAUUAUAAGAGGCUGACCCCCUUUUCAGUCUCGAACCAUGCAGUGGAAUCGUUAGAUAACCUGAAGCCCGGCGACUGUAUCGUGUGCUUCAACAAAAAUGACAUCUACUCAAUCAGCCGACAGAUAGAAGUCCGUGGCCUGGAGUGUGCCGUCAUUUAUGGCAGCCUGCCUCCUGGCACCAAGUUGGCUCAAGCAAAAAAGUUUAAUGAUCCAGAUGACCCUUGCAAAAUCCUCGUUGCCACAGAUGCAAUUGGAAUGGGGCUGAAUCUGAGUAUUAGGAGAAUCAUCUUUAACUCUCUGGUGAAACCCAGUGUGAAUGAGAAGGGGGAGAGGGAGCUGGACACUAUUUCGACCUCACAGGCGCUGCAGAUCGCUGGCCGAGCAGGACGCUUCAGCUCUGUGUUUAAAGAGGGGGAAGUCACUACUAUGCAAAGGGACGACUUAACUGUUUUAAAGGAGAUCUUGGGAAAGCCUGUUGACCCUAUUGAGACAGCAGGAUUACACCCCACAGCAGAGCAGAUAGAGAUGUUUGCCUACCAUCUUCCCCAAGCGACUCUCUCAAACCUCAUUGAUAUAUUUGUGAGUCUUGCGCAAGUGGAUGGACUUUACUUUGUCUGCAACAUUGAUGACUUUAAAUUCUUGGCGGAUAUGAUUCAGCACAUCCCUCUGAAUCUGCGUUCACGCUACGUGUUCUGCACGGCUCCUAUUAACAAGAAACAGGCCUUCGUUUGCACAUCCUUUCUCAAGUUUGCCAGACAGUUCAGCAGAGAUGAGCCUCUGACAUUCAACUGGGUGUGUCGACAUGUGAAUUGGCCCCUGGCCCCUCCCAAAAACAUCAAGGACCUUGUUCAUCUGGAGGCUGUCCAUGAUGUGCUAGAUCUUUACCUUUGGCUCAGCUAUCGCUUCAUGGAUAUGUUCCCAGAUGCUAAUCUGGUCCGUGAUAUUCAGAAGGAACUGGACGGAAUCAUCCAGGUGGGCGUGCGUAACAUCACACGGCUGAUCCGUGCCACCGAGGAUCAGUCCGCCUCUCCAGAAACAGCUACCUCUGUAAGACUUCCUGUUUUAGACACAUCGUCACUGAGGAGGGGGCGAGGGUCAAAGAAUCAAAGAAAAGAGCCCAGUGUGACGGACUCUUCACUGAGCUCAAGGUUGGUGCAGGACGGACUACUGACAAAAGAACUGUUACAGCAGCUUCAGAAAGAAUGGGUCCGAGAGCAGAAUGGAGGUGACUCCAAUUCAGCAAAUAAAGGGAAAAGAAAGAAAAAGUGAACCCUAAACUCUGCAACAUGGACUUCAAUAUAAUUUUAAAGGAUCAAGAGAACAAUGUGGCUCUACAGCUGAUGUUUUGAGCUUGUCUCUUCAUUUUUGGACCUCUAUCUUGCUGUAAAACAUCAGUUUUCUUAGAAAAUUAAAACUGAGUGUCAGAAAGAGUCCUGUAACACCCCUUUUUAGAUGUGACAAUAAAAGUAUAAUAAUGUUUUUAAUGGAUGCCCAAUGCUUAAGAAUUGAAAAAUGCAGUUUGUUCCACAAGAUAAAAACCAUAAUAAAAAAUAAAAAAACUGAAAAAGAGAUCAUUUCGGUCACCCUCAGGUUCCCAUGACCUAAAAGAAGAAUGCAAGGCUGCAGCACUUGACCUACAGUCCACUGAACCGGUUGUUGAAAAACAAUAAUUUGUAUUUACCCUCUUCUGUUUUUCAGCAUGAUUACAUAGUCUGAUGUUAUUUUAGGAAGUCUACUGAACCAAUGAAAUACUACAGC
Messenger RNA from Carassius auratus (goldfish), 1928 nucleotides. Its product is annotated as ATP-dependent RNA helicase SUPV3L1, mitochondrial-like. NCBI's taxonomy places the organism in Eukaryota, Metazoa, Chordata, Actinopteri, Cypriniformes, Cyprinidae. The record is from RefSeq and is a predicted model, not a curated record. Gene Ontology annotation, biological process: mitochondrial RNA 3'-end processing. The transcript has 9 exons. Gene Ontology annotation, molecular function: hydrolase activity, acting on acid anhydrides. Gene Ontology annotation, cellular component: mitochondrial degradosome. The coding region runs from base 24 to 1439 and encodes 471 amino acids.